CGGGCGCACGCACCACGUGUACACGGGCGUGGCGGUGCUGCGGCGGCUGGAACACCGGCGCUGGACCACCGAGCGUUUCUCGGAGGUGACGGCUGUCACGCUCGACACGCUGCCGCCCGACAUUGUCCACGGCUACGUGGACACCGGCGAGCCCAUGGACAAGGCUGGCGGCUACGGCAUACAGGGGCUCGGCGGCACCCUGGUGUCGGGAAUCGACGGCGACUACUACAACGUCGUCGGCCUGCCCAUCCAUCAGCUGUGCAAGCACCUGUACCAGAUGUACGGCUCCAAGGACGGCUCCUCGGAGCGGUGACCGGGGGCGCCCCUGGCCCUGCCCCGAGGGCACGGAUGCGGUGAUGAGCGCGCCUCCGGGCCCGGCUGCAGUCGGAGACGGCGCCGGGCGUCGCUGCCGUACUGCUCACGUUGUCUCAGGGAGUCGGCAGCUCGGAGGGCCCGGCGGACGACGCUGUGUGAUCCAGCGCUGGCGGCCGCACGCCGAGUGAUCCGGCGGCCGCCGUGUCCUGUGUGAUCCUAUUCUGGAACCCAUGUGCCGUGUUAUCCGCCGCUGGCGGUCUCGCCCAGUGUGGUCCGCUGCUGACAAUCGCACUCUGUGGGACCUGGUGACGAUCGCUUGUCCCGUGUCGUGACGCGGCGCCAGGUUCGUGACUGUUGUCGUGCCGUGCGGCGCAGUGGGUCUGUCUCCGGGACCCGGCGGCUGCGGUCGUGUCCUGCGCACCGCAGCAGCGUCGAGCAUUUCCGGCGCAAUACAGUGCGACAACGAA
Pollicipes pollicipes is the source of this 782-nucleotide messenger RNA. Its product is annotated as dTTP/UTP pyrophosphatase. Gene Ontology annotation, molecular function: nucleoside triphosphate diphosphatase activity. The record is from RefSeq and is a predicted model, not a curated record. NCBI's taxonomy places the organism in Eukaryota, Metazoa, Arthropoda, Thecostraca, Pollicipedomorpha, Pollicipedidae.